GAAAUAUUUAAUGCAAUGUUUGUGCAUAUUUUUUUAUUAUAUAUAUAUAAUGUGAUACAUGAAUAAUCUCAGAGAAUACAUAAUUUUAGCAUUGAUAGAUAAAGAUUUUUUUUUUUUUUAUCUUGGAUUGCACUUUUGGAAUCAGUUCGUGCCAUUAUUAGGAUACUUUCAGCUCGAGAACAUUAUUUAGCAGAUCUUAAUAUUUAUUAAGUUCAAAAGUUAUUUAUAUUAUUUUUGUUUAUAUUAUUUUUAUUUUUGUUUUCACAAUAAAAUAAUAUACUGCUUUAAACGUUCUUAAUUUUUUUUCCAGUCAAUCCAAUAUAUUAGUAUUUAGUAUAUAUGAGUAAAAAGAUGUUUUAUCUUUUACAUAAUUCCGUGAAAAUUUUUAAAAUUUGAAGAAAUAGAAUAUAUAUAUGUAUAUAUAUACAAUAGAGAUAUGUAUAUAGAAUGUCUCACAAGUGUCAGUCAUCUUCUUUUAUUUUUUGAAUUAAAGAAGAUAAAGCAAAAAUAUGUAUAUCAAAUCAAACGGUUUAAGCCCAAUUAUUGUAAACAUAGUUGUCAUUCAUAAAAACUAUUUGUGUUAAAAAACGAAAAAGAAAUGCAUCAUUUUUUUAACAUAAUAACAUGGAUAUUUUGACAUAAUUAUAAAUUUGUAAUAUCUUUCAAAACAAAUACAAGAAUGUAUGACUUAAAAGACUUAUUUUACACAAGUUUUAUUAAUUUGAAAUUUGGCGGGCAACUUUCAUUUCCCUUGUAUACCACCGCACAUGCGCGAAAAAAAUUUUCCAUUUUACAACAUUGUAGUCAAUGGUCGCGUUCAGCAGAGAAAACCGCUUAGUAGCAAUCGAAUGUGAUUGGUUCUUACUUUUAGAACCAACGAAUCAACGUCAAGUGUUGACAAGACGAUAACUGAGCGCUUUCUCUGCUGAACGCGGCCAAUGCUGGAAACUCAAAUUCCUAUUUCUUCCAAGGAAGUUUUUGUGCAUUACAGUUGUACACUUGAACGAAACGGAAAUUCAUAGAGCAAGAAGAAGAGGGUGAAAGUAAGGUUACUUGAUCUUUCUGUUCACGUGCUCGUACAUAGCUAUUAGUUAUUUUUCAGUUGAAAAAGAAGUGAAGACAAAAAAGAAUAGGAUGGCUAAGCUGCCUCGAUUAGGAAGCAGGAAGAAGGCGAAGCGAUGGGCCAAGGGUCAGAGUUCCAGUUCCAACCCGACGAUCACGAGGCACCGCGAACAGGCCAUCGGUAUGUUCUUCAAGGAUUUCUCCGGCACGCCGGGUAUCACGAGGGAGGAUCUACAGAAGCACGAUGCUAUCCAGGGUAGUAUCCAGCCGCAGUUGGCGAAACUCGACAUCGACGACGAAGAUCAGCCGCCUGAGAGUACGGUGGACGGGACAGCGAACAGCUCCUCUGAGACGUACGCCAGCGAUUAUAGCAAUUGCAGCAACGUUUCCUUCGGCAGGUUCCUCAGCCACUUUCAAUCCACCUCGCUCGUACACAAGGAGAUGCUGGCCAUGCUGUCGGCCGUCACGGAGGUCAUCAAGCAGAGGGGUGGUAAUGAAAUCUCAACGGAAUACUUUGCAGCGAUGAUGACCACCCUAGAAGCGAUCGAGGAUGACACUUCUGUAGCUGCGACGCUAUCUCUACUUGGAAUGAGCUUGAAAACGGUGCCAAAGGGCGUACUUAAUUUACAGUUUGGCGCGACAAGCCAGGUUUUCCUCCAAAUCCUAUCUAAAUACACCAUGAGCGAGAACUUUCUCAUCCUGCGACACUGCAUAGGCUGUCUCUCGGUGCUGCUGAGAGCGCAGGAAGCCGCCGCCUGGGCUAAUCCCUCGACGAUGCGAGUACUGGAUGCUAUAUUGUCGUUCACCACUCAUGUCAAGCCCAAGGUACGCAAGUCUGCCCAACACGGUAUAUGCGCCGUUCUCAAGGGCAGCGAUAUAAUGAAGAGCGAGAAGCCGCCUCAACAUCAUCCGGCCGCGGGACAGGUCGCGACGCACUGCAUCGGGCAAUUGAACGCCGCCUGUGAAUCAGGAUCAUCACUGGGAGUUACCACUAUUCUGCAUACCCUUACACUGUUGAAGGACAUAAUGCAUCAGCUGCCCAAGUCGCACGUGAAGACCAUCUGCGAACGUCUGUUGAGUAUCAUGACAUUGAAGAAUGUAUUGAUAACAUCGUGCUGUCUGCAAACACUGCACGGAUUAUUUGUCUCUAGGCCAUCGGAAGCGACGUUACCACUGCAAAGAAACGAGGAUAUCAUUAGAGCCCUUUAUGAUUAUCAACCAUCCGCGACCGACGUGCAGCCAACCUUGGCGUGGUUGGCAGUCAUGCAGGAGGCUCACUGCAAUCUAGUAUAUAUCGCCUUGAAUGAUUCGUCAGCCAUCAACGUGGGAUCGACGAUAUUGGAUUAUGUUAUACCGAGAAUGUUGAAGAGAUGUAUCGAACUCUGGUUAUCCAACAAGACGGAAAUCAUAGCUGGCGCGUCGAACACCGUCAAGAUCAUUCUGCAAGAGUGCGUGGCGCCUCUCUACGUGAGCGCGGAGCGAAUUGAUAGGUACACUUCCACCUUGAGUCAGAUUAUUUCGUUGAUGCACAAGGCGUUGAGUUAUCAAUACCUCGAAGCCUGGCAUCACGUCUUUCAUCUCGUAGCUUCGCUCUUCCAAAUAACCGGCAAGUCAAAGCUUCGGGGACUUACAGAUAUUGUCAGGUCCCUGGGAGAGCUGCGAGAUUCCUACAACUUCGCGUACAGCAGCGACGUCGAAUACGCUGUUGGAGCUGCGGUUAGAGCCAUGGGACCGCAGAUCGUAUUGAGCAUCCUCCCUCUACAAGUCGACGGCGGCGCGAUAAAUCUGAAGCGGGGUUGGCUGAUCCCGCUGUUGAAAGACUGCGUAACGGGCGGCACCAUCUCCUUCUUCAAGGACGUUCUGCUGCCGAUUGCUUUGAUAUGCGAGGAGAAGAGUAAGGCAGGCAUGGAAGGAAAGACAUACGAAUUUCUGAUACCGCAAAUCUGGUCGAUCUUGCCGAGCAUAUGCAACGACGCUAGCGAUGUUAAGGACAAUUUUAAGAGUAUCGCCAAGUUGUUAGGUAUGACACUCAGCGACCGAAAGGACCUAAAGUUACUCGUAAUGGCGACUCUGAGAAAGCUAAUCGGAAAAGCGACGCGGGACGAGUGCAUUGACGACAUCGCCGAGCUCGCUCGCUUCGCCAAGAACUAUCUGCCGAUUCUCUUCAAUCUGUACACAACGAAACCGAGCGGUACGGACGAGGAGGGGCAACGUCUCGCCGCGUUCGACACGAUCAAGACUUACAUGACGAUCGCGAGCAGCGACCUAGCGAACGAGAUGUUUGAACGCGCGCUUAGCAAGCUCGACGAGUCUGGCGCGAACGACUUUUUCAAAGAUAGCGUUUAUGAUCUGAUAAGAGUGCUGAUCGGCUACACGGACAUCGAGAAGCUAAGAAAGUACUACGACAUGUGCGUACCGCUCCUCAAGGACGGCACCAAGCAAAAGGAGCAGAAGAAAGCUUAUAGAUUCUUGGAGGAGAUGUGCGGGAGUGAUCAAGAGGUGUGCAAACAAUUUCUGCGGGAGCACAGACGCGAGAUUCAGAAAACGCUGAUAACAUCGGCGACCAGCGUGAUUAAGACGAGUCAAGGCGCUCGUCUACGAUGCCUGAUGCAUCUCGUCAAGUUGCAUCCGCAGCUCGAGAAGACCAAAUUCCUGGAAGCCGUCGUACCGGAAGCCGUGCUCGGCGUCAAGGAUAUAAACGAAAGAUGUCGCAAUACGGCGUAUCAGUUGCUCAACAUGAUCGCCGAGAAAUUCCUGGACAAUCCCGAGCAUCUCAAGGAUUAUACAGAUAUGUUGAUGGUGGGUUUAGGCGGUGAACAAAAAUACAUUAGUGCUACUCUACUGGCUCUGGCGACCCUCACUUAUCAUUACAACGGUUCUCUGGGCAUGGAAACUAUCGGAGAAAUCUUGGGGCACGUCUGUACGAUUCUGACGAGUCCCACAAGGGAGGUAGUAGAGUCGGCAUUGUCAUAUGUGAAGGUAUACAUCAACGUGAUGCCGUCUACCGUCGUGGCCCCGACGUUACCGCAGAUGAUCGACGCUCUGUCGCGAAUGAACGAGGAUUGUAAGCGUCAUUUUCGCCAAAAGGUACGCGACAUCUUUACGAAAUUGAUAAGGAAGUAUGGCAUAGGGCCGAUAUCGAGUAUGGUACCGGCUUCGGACGUGAUCCUGCACAAAAGGUUGAAGAAUAUCAACAAAAUUGAGGAUGCGAAGAGGAAGAAGCGAGAACUUGAAAGGGCGAAGAAGCUGGAGAACGACGACAUGGAAUUUAACGCCAAGAGGAGGCCUAAGAGCAUAGAAGAGAUAUUGGCUGAUAGUGAUGAGGAAUUCGAGGCGACGGAAAACGAGAGACCGACGAGAAGCAAGAAGAGAACAUCAAGGAAGGAUGCCUGGAUUCAAGAGAACGAGGGGAACAUAGUUGAUCUUAUAGAUCCCGCAGCUGCCAGGAAUAUUACAACUACACAACCGGGCGUGACAAAUCCGAAGAUUCCAGUGAAAAGGGUAAAGGAUCACAGCUUCAAAACCGCACCCGAUGGUCGCCUCAUCAUCACAGAUGGUAAUGAAAAGGACAGUGACACAGAGGACAGGAGUAAGAAGAAGAAAGCUUCUUUCUUUCAAAAUGAUUCAGAAGAGGACGAUUAUGAGGGUGAGGACGAUGUAUCGGUGGCGGCCACGAAGAAUGCCGUCAAAAAAAGGAAAUAUAGCGAAAGCACGUCGGACGUGAUGAGCUUGAAGAGUCAGUCAACAUCGAGAUACCAAGCUGGUGGCUCGGGUAUUCACCGACCGCUAAAAGCGAGAAAGGUGGAACUUGGUUCGGAAUAUCGCGCGGUGAAGGCCGGAGGAGAUAUUAAGAGGAAGGGUAAACCAGAUCCUUACGCGUAUCUACCCUUAACGAGAGCCGCAUUAAAUAAAAGAAAGAAAAAAAAGAAUGAGAGGUGCACGCGUAACGGAAAAAACUGUUCUGUUUCUUCUGUCCUGUACCAAAGAAAGAAAAAGAAGAACGAGAGGUGCAUUCGUAACGGAAGGAUCACACUCUGAUAUAUUCUGCUAGCGGAACCCGCGCGUGUGUUGUCAGAUUGCUGAGAGAAGAAACUAUCUUUCGAACUUUACGCCCAUAUGUUUCGGAGAGAUACUUUCAUUUGUAAUUUUUCUCCACUGUCAAUCUCAAUGCUUCGACUAUACACAACGGGCACAGGAUUUCUGGCUUAGACGUGCCAGAUAACAUGUUUCCUAAAUACUGUGAUGUGCAUGGAAGAACUAGCAAUGGAGACGUUAAUAAUUCGGUUUCCAUCCUUGGAAUAACGUCCGUCUCGUAUAUAGAGAUUGGAAAAUGAUGUCCACAAGUAAACACCAUAUUAUCCUCUUCCACCGUGAGCAAACGAUUCACAGCAUCCGAAUCCUGUUAAUAUAAAUAUCUUAAAUAUAAUAUGCAAUAUAAAUUAUAAUAUAAUUAAUAUAAAUAUAAUAAAAAUUGUAUUUUUCAAAAUCACGUAAAACAAUCACAAAGUUCUUAAAUUUCUGCGAAGAGUGAAAGAAGGUGCAUUGAUGAUCUAGGGACAUUGACUGACUCUAUAUUUGAGAAGAUGGGAGGAGGAUGAAUAGUGUUAAUAUUUGAUAUAUUUAUUGUAAUGUGUGAUAUAUACGAUACUAAUUUUCUUUAAAAUAAGUAUUGUAAUGUAAUGUAAAGAAUCACGCUAAUUUGAUACAACUAAAUUUAAUGUAAGCUAACAUAGUGAAAUAUAUAUCUUGUAGAUUAGCGAUA
This is a messenger RNA of Formica exsecta, 5824 nucleotides long. Its product is annotated as RRP12-like protein. Lineage: Eukaryota; Metazoa; Arthropoda; Insecta; Hymenoptera; Formicidae. The coding region runs from base 1135 to 5100 and encodes 1321 amino acids. The record is from RefSeq and is a predicted model, not a curated record. The transcript has 7 exons.